AUGACGGAAGAGGCUUCGUCCGAUGAGGCUGGAAAGCUGUCCCCAUGGGACAGAAUAGUCCUUGUCGGAUUAUUCCCUCUAUUUGGUAAUUAUCCUGGCCUCCACUGGCGCCAGAGGUUGGCAUUGACAUUUCUGCAAGCCCAGCGAGCCGCUUUCCCAAUCCGUCAUCUCCGGUGGCUCACGCGACGCGUCUCGACGGGGGAGGCAGUCGUGCGAUAUUGUUCGAAAAAUAAGAUUCCGCACAAGUCUGUUGUCAUCGACAGUCCCGCUGCCGCGUCUGGCAUUGAGGGUGUGCCUGCGGCAACCCUCCAUCUCCUCACUGUUCCGAUAGUUGAGGAGGACGUACCUGGCCGUACCUUCCUGUACUUCCACGGCGGUGGCUUCGUCAACCCUCUUCGCGACGUUGCCCACAUGCCUUUCAUCAUGCAAUGUGCUGAGGCAUGUCACGCCAGACAAGCUGUUAUCCUCGAGUACGCGCUCGCUCCAGAGCAUCCGUAUCCCGCGCAGCUAGUGCAGUGCGUCGCGACGCUGCAGUAUCUUCUCGGAGAGAUGAAGCUCCGUCCGGAAGAUAUUGUUCUUGCGGGGGACAGUGCGGGCGGGCAGUUGGUCGGGGCGCUGCUCGCGCAUUUGGCACAACCGUCGCCCUACGCCGCGGCCAUUACGGUUGACGGCCAGUUCCGAGCUGCGCUCUUCGUGAGCCCGUUUGUGAGGAUGCCCCCAGAUGAGGGGAGCUACGAGGCAAAUCACGGGAAAGAUUACCUAAACCGCCCCCAGGUGUGGGCGAAUCUGUGUGGCGUUGAGCAAGGCGCCGAUAUCUGGAAACUUGUGUUCGCCCGUGGCCGUGGCCGUGGCGAUCGGGGUUUGGUACUAAAAGCCAUGGUUACUGUCGGCACGUCUGAAGUAUUCUUGGAAUGCUGUCGCUCAUUUGCCAAGGAGCAUGUGGGAGCAGAGACAGUGUUUGUCGGUCGACAAACUGACUGCAGGGUGCUUGGGGGCAUGGACCGCGUGUUAGUGGAGUGCGAAGCCGAAGUCCAUGUCCAAGCAGCGUUGGACUGCGCUGUGGGAUACAACGAAGGGGCAAUGCAACGGGCCAUCGCAUCGUGGCUAGCAGGCCUGUAA
Thermothelomyces thermophilus ATCC 42464 is the source of this 1119-nucleotide messenger RNA. RefSeq lists its product as uncharacterized. Gene Ontology annotation, molecular function: hydrolase activity. The transcript has 3 exons. Lineage: Eukaryota; Fungi; Ascomycota; Sordariomycetes; Sordariales; Chaetomiaceae. The record is from RefSeq and is a predicted model, not a curated record. The coding region runs from base 1 to 1119 and encodes 372 amino acids.